GCAUCUGGCCUCUGUCAGAGGUGACAGCUGUGUCGAGUUGACUCCCUCCCUUCACUAAACGGAGUCAGUGACAGAUUAAAUGCGGGUCUGUGACAGGGAGUCGAGGCUGUUCGCUCUCAGGGAGCCAACACUCCGGCUGUUUUUCUUUUCUUAAAUGUGACAUAUUUCCUCUUCAUAUCUCUCCGUUUUCUUAUCGCUGUCUCAACGGCUUUCCGGAGCGAUCCGGGGAAACGGCGCUUCUCUCCAGCGCGCGCGACAGUAAAAAUACUAUUUAUAUCCAUGUGCUCCUGUUGCGGCUCACCGUCCUCCUACAUCGCCUCGCCGUGAAGAAGGAGCAGACAACAGAAAAACAGCAGGAAAAUUCCAGAUAUUUUUUUGAAGAGUUGAAAAUGCCCGUCCGUCGCGGACACGUCGCCCUCCAGAACACCUAUCUGGACACCAUCAUCCGCAAAUUCGACGGACAGAACCGCAAGUUUCUGAUCGCGAAUGCCCAGAUGAAGAACUGUGGGAUCAUCUACUGUAAUGAAGGUUUCUGCCAGAUGUUCGGCUUCUCCCGGGCCGAGAUCAUGCAGCAGCCGUGCACCUGCCAGUUCCUGGUCGGUCCGGGCACCAUGAAGAGUGCUCUGUCCCAGCUGGCCCAGGCCCUGCUUGGCUCAGAGGAGCGCAAAGUAGAGAUCCUGUACUACUCUAAAGAAGGGACAUGUCGGCCGUGUUUGGUGGAUGUUGUUCCAGUGAAGAAUGAGGAGGGCGUGGUCAUCAUGUUCAUCCUCAACUUCCAGGAACUGCUGGAGCCUGCACUGAAAAAGGGCUUCCGUCAGCGGGUCACACAAAGCUGGAUACGCUCAGCUCAGAAACGCAAGCUGAGGUUAAGAAUGCCCUCUCUGAGGGUCACUCGCCAGCCUUCCUUUUCCAAAGACCAGUUCGAGGGAGUGGUGGUGGACUACCUACAGCCCCCUGUUGAGGAUGUGGCUCUGAAGGACUUCCCUGUCCCAUCUAAAGACAGUUAUCUGCAGUCUGAGACUCAAGCUUUGAUCCAGCAGGAACGUUCAGUGCCGGGUUUCUCCCCCACUCCCUCCAGCCUUGACCCUGGUGGGCCACCGCUCCCCCACAGACGCUCCCAGGAGAGCGUCCGCAGCCUCCGUAGAGCCUCUUCACUGCACGACAUUGAUGGCAUGAGGGACCAGUGGAACGAUCUGAAGCCCAAUAAUGUGAACUCCACCUCGGAUUCAGAUUUGAUGCGGCAUCGUGCCAUUGGACGGAUCCCUCAGGUGACGUUGACAUUUGGCUCAGACCGGCUCAGGCCGCCGUCCCCCACCGAGAUCGAGAUCAUCGCACCCAGCAAGAUCAAAGACCGCACCCAGAACGUCUCCGAGAAGGUCACACAGGUCACCCAGGUGCUGUCUCUGGGGGCUGACGUGCUUCCUGAGUACAAGCUCCAGGCACCCCGCAUCCAUAAGUGGACCAUCCUGCACUACAGCCCAUUUAAGGCAGUGUGGGACUGGGUGAUCCUGCUGCUGGUGCUCUAUACGGCCGUCUUCACGCCCUACAGUGCUGCUUUCCUACUCAACGAGCAAGAGGAGGAGAGCCGGCGCACCUGCGGCUACACUUGCAACCCGCUCAACGUAGUGGACCUAGUGGUGGACGUCAUGUUCAUCAUUGACAUCAUCAUCAACUUCCGCACCACGUACGUGAACCACAACGACGAGGUGGUGAGCCACCCGGCGCGGAUAGCCCAGCACUACUUCAAAGGCUGGUUCCUUAUCGACAUCGUAGCAGCCAUCCCCUUCGACCUGCUCAUCUUCAGAUCAGGAUCAGACGAGCCUCAGACCACCACUCUGAUCGGCCUGCUGAAGACUGCGCGGCUGCUGCGGUUGGUGCGUGUGGCGCGGAAGCUGGAUCGCUACUCUGAGUACGGAGCAGCCGUCCUCUUCCUCCUCAUGUGCACCUUUGCCCUCAUUGCCCACUGGCUGGCCUGCAUCUGGUACGCCAUUGGCAAUGUAGAGCGCACUGGCUCCGCUCGCGUUGGCGCCAUGAAGAUCGGCUGGCUGGACAACCUGGCCGACCAAAUCGGCAAGCAGUACAAUGACAGUGACUCCACCUCAGGACCUUCCAUCAAGGACAAAUAUGUUACGGCGCUGUACUUCACCUUCAGCAGCCUGACCAGCGUUGGAUUCGGCAACGUCUCCCCUAACACCAACCCAGAGAAAAUCUUCUCUAUCUGCGUCAUGCUUAUCGGCUCCCUAAUGUAUGCCAGUAUCUUUGGGAAUGUGUCUGCUAUAAUCCAGCGCUUGUACUCCGGCACUGCACGCUAUCACACACAGAUGCUGAGGGUAAAGGAGUUCAUCCGCUUCCACCAGAUCCCUGGAGGCCUGCGCCAGAGGCUGGAGGAGUAUUUCCAGCAUGCCUGGUCCUACACCAAUGGCAUUGACAUGAACGCUGUAUUGAAGGGUUUUCCUGAGUGUCUGCAGGCUGAUAUCUGUCUGCAUCUGAAUCGGAAUCUGCUGCAGAACUGUAAGGCUUUCCGUGGGGCCAGUAAAGGUUGUUUACGAGCUCUGGCCAUGCGCUUUAAAACCACCCACGCCCCACCAGGCGACACCCUAGUGCACAGCGGGGACGUGCUCACCGCCCUCUAUUUCAUCUCCCGCGGUUCUAUUGAGAUCCUCAGAGAGGAUGUGGUGGUCGCCAUUUUAGGAAAGAACGAUAUCUUUGGGGAGCCUAUCAGUCUGUACGCCAGGCCUGGGAAGUCGAAUGCUGACGUGAGGGCCCUGACCUACUGUGACCUGCACAAGAUCCUGCGGGAUGACCUACUGGAGGUGCUGGACAUGUACCCGGACUUCUCUGACAGUUUCUGGACCAACCUGGAGAUCACCUUCAACCUCCGAGAUGCAGACAGAAUAAUGCAGCCAACCCCCAGUGAGGAAUCAGACUGCGGCUACCGUCGAGCCAGACGCAGGAGACACUCCCUCCGGCGAAACCGACCAGACGGGAUGGAUAGGGAAGACUCAUAUCCAGACCAGUCAUGCGCCUCCAUGGGGAACCACAGGGGGGCGCUGUCUCACUCUCAGUGGGAUGAGUUGUGCAGCAGUGCCAGCGCUGGCUCCUUGUCAAGCGAAGAUGAGGUCAAACCCCCAGGGCCCGGCCGGGGAGACAUGUACCCUCCAGAAGUGCGGGACUACCCACCAACAGUGGUCAGCCUCCUUCCCCCCAACAACUCCCCAGCAGGCAUGGGGGCACCCUUGGAGCGGGGAGCACAUCCCUACACAGGUUCUCUGAAUGUAUAUGGUUACUGGCCCGAGCGCAGGCCGAGUCAGUUUUCGGAGAGUCCGAGGCGCUCGUCGUCGGCACGAAUCUGCCACCACCACCGCAGUGUGUGUUUGGAGGAGAGACCAAGUGAACUGCAGGCACGCCUCGAGCUCCUCCAGUCUCAGCUAAACAGGUUGGAGACACGGAUGACGGCUGACAUUAAUGUGAUUCUGCAGCUGCUCCAGAGGCAGAUGGCUCCAGUGCCCCCAGCCUACAGUGCAGUGUCUACGCCUGCCCAUCCACUUCCACCAUCCAGCCUUUACAGGACAGGGGGACCAGUCCUCCACAGCCCUGCGCCAAUCCCACCUACUGUAAAGAUCAACGACAGCCUCCACUCAUCUACCAAAAGCCCUGACUCCGACAACGUCAACCACAAGUCCCGUGAGUCUCUGUCUAGUGGCAUCCACCUGACCGUAGCCUCAGAUGACACCAUGUCCAUGUCCCCAGAAACAGAGACUGAACCGGUGGCCCCUAGGUCUCUGAGUGUCCCUCCACACCUCCAGACCCAAACACAAGCCAAAGCUCAGGCUAAGGCCCAUGCACCUGGGCCGCUGUGUGGCAGCCUGCGCUUCCCAUCACUCCCUGAACACCUGGAAAACCCCAGCACCUCGCAGGAUGCAGCAGCGGAGAUCCAGAGGCACCUGUCUGACCCCAUCCUUCCAGGCAGCUAGAGCCCACAGUGAGCUGUGGUCUGUUCUCUUUCCCCUUUCAUGGGCCCUCCACACCUGGGACUUUCGUGGGGACCUAUGUCACACUCUACAUCAGCCUGGUGCUGGUCACAGGACAGUUCGCACUCCUCUACUUGCACCUUCUUCUCUUUUGUUCCACAUCAUCUGCAGAGGUUUAAAUGAAUCGUAAGCUGCUACUGAUGGACCUGGGCAAGUUCAUGUCGAGCACAAACGCACAUAGACCUGCUCAAAUACUCAUGCAAGCGUAACCGGCAUGUUUGCUUCUCGAAUUGCACUUAGAACAAAGCACAAAUCAAACACUGAACAAAACUUGGCUCUCCAAAACAAAGCCGUUGCAGAAGGUCUUAUUUAUUAGUGCAAAACAUUCCUCUGUAGAUCCAAGCAGGCACAUAGCUAUUUAGGUCGACCGGUUGACGAAAUGCAGUUGUUUUCUUUGUAAUCCCCCUGUAGGGUUCUGCUUGUCAUUCUCAGUCAAAUAGUUUGAUCAGUUGUGAUUUAACAAAUGGCUUUAAUCACUGCCAUCUGUGAAGUCGCAGCAAUAAUAAUUCAACAUGGUUGUGGACUGUCCCAUAUUUUGAUAGAGUUGCACAUUUAGGAGUGAAUAGCAUUUACUUUUCUAAAUAUAAAUUUCAACAAUGCAGCAAAAGCAUACAUUUAAAGUGGAUUAUAAAUUUAGGAGGGAAUAGUGUUCCCUUUUUUCUAAAUGAAGACGGAUUAUGUUUCUAUUUCACAUACUGACUACACACAAUUUACUUUUUUAAAUGAAAACUUCUCACCAGAUCUGCUGAAACACAGAACCUCCUCAAGAGAGCAAGUGUCAGCAACAAGACAGAGCUGACCUUUGCUGGCAGAUCUCCAGAAAUGUCUGUCCAAGACUGUAAAAGUGAGGAAGAGCCAGAGUCCGGCUGCCUCCUGCACCAGGGAGCGUGGAGUUAAACCUGUGCAUUUUUACUGUACGUUCUUCAAAUGCUUUGAGGAAUUUUGUGCCAUAUCUCUCCUCAAUGAAGAGAGAGGAGGAGAUCUGCUGAUGAAAUGAACCGUUCCUCACUUUUCCCUUCACAGUUUUUCCAGUAGCAUCACUGUUUGGAAAGCCUUUUGAAAGCUUUACUUCAGAAAGGAGCGCAGGACAAUAUUGCAGCGUUCACAUUUUUUAUAAAAUCUGCAUGAAGCAUGAUGUGUCACGAGGCACAGCUUCACGGUUAUCAAAAUGAUGAGAUUUUGCUUUUGCAAAACAAUAUCUGGCUACAGUAGACCCUUUGCUCCUGCUUCUCUGGAUUGUUGAGCUUUUUGGAAUCGUUUCUGAAAAGCAGCACCUUCACUGAGCGAAGGCCAUUUGCUUUCCCCUCUGAAUCUAACUGGGUUGUGUUGGACCUGUCAAAGUUAUUCUCACCAGAAAUUGCUAUUAUAAGAAAAUAUCUUGGGCAUUUUCUAACUGUAUUUCAUGUUAUAUGGCUGUUGUUCAGCUACAGAAAUGUGUUUUCAAUGUAUAGAAUUUUUAAUUUUUCAAUAAUGAUAUAUUUUCAUGGAUGAUGAAUUGCUCGGUUCACAUCUGAAGUGGUCACAUCAGGUGACCCAGCGACAUUCUUUAGAUGUGAUGGACACAAAGAGAAAAGCUGUCUGAUUGAGUGGAUCAUGUGAUUUCAAAGUGAGGAAUUGUACACUGUGGGAUGCCCUGACACACCAAACCGUCUACCAUCAGACACCAUUAGGCCGAAUGGCUGAUCAUCACACAUUGUUUUUGUGUUGCGUCCUGAGAGAGAGCAAGUUCAAAAAUUCAGCUUAGGGAGUAGUCACUACAGUGUCUAGCCACCACAGAACCACACUCAGCUAAUGGGUUGUCAUAUGGCGCCAAGACCAAAUAGGAAUGAUGUGAGUUUAAAUGUAAACAUUUAAGCAGUCAAAUAUGUUCAGUGAUACAGAACAAACCCUUAGUGCAGCUGCUGAAUCAACCCAUGUUUUAGCCAAAAACAUUAGAACAUAUUAUGAUUAGCCACUCCUUUUUACCAUCAUUAACAUGGGUAAUUCAGAAUAAGCUAAAACUAGGCUAGUACUUGGAUUAAACAGUGUGUCUCCUAUUACAUGUGUGCAUAUACAGCUAGAAGAGGGGAAAACAAUUGCAGCCACACUAAGGCCCAAUCCCUUUUCCCUACCCCAUGUUUUAGAGUGUCAUCUUGCCCCUUAUAACUGAGUUACAAGGGGUAGUGGAUAAGAUCUAUUUUAUUUGAGGUUGAAACGGCCAGUACUUAGUAAUGUGUACACUGUCCCUUUAAGAGCCCUUAAGCUAAGAGCACAGGCAUGUGUGUGUAGCUGCUCUGUAUGCGACCCUGCCAGUCCGCGGUGAUAGGAGAGAAGGGUUAAAUUCAGCUCCUCACUUCUGGGCUUUAGUUACAUUUAGGGCAACAUAUGCUUUCAAAGAGGGGGGACAGUUUGUAUGGACAGUGAUGUAGGACUGAGGAACAGGAAGGAGAUGGGGAGGUGGUGGGGAUUGCAAACCCUUCGCAGGAACCGAAGAUGAGGAGAUAUAUGUAUAUAUGUGUGUGUGUGUGUGUGUGUGUGUGUGUGUGUGUGUGUGUGUGUGUGCAAUUCCAAUGAAGUUGGGACGUUGUGUAAAACAUAAAUAAAAGCAGAAUACAAUGAUUUACAACCUGUAUGGUUGUAAACCUAUAUGAUCCUUUUCAACCUAUAUUCAAUUGAAUACACUACAAAGACAAGAAAUUUAAUCUUC
Pygocentrus nattereri (red-bellied piranha) is the source of this 6717-nucleotide messenger RNA. It is a transcript of the gene kcnh6a, whose product is annotated as potassium voltage-gated channel, subfamily H (eag-related), member 6a. The transcript has 17 exons. Lineage: Eukaryota; Metazoa; Chordata; Actinopteri; Characiformes; Serrasalmidae. Bases 390 to 3974 code for a protein of 1194 amino acids. Gene Ontology annotation, cellular component: membrane. Gene Ontology annotation, molecular function: inward rectifier potassium channel activity. Gene Ontology annotation, biological process: potassium ion transmembrane transport; regulation of heart rate by cardiac conduction; regulation of ventricular cardiac muscle cell membrane repolarization. The record is from RefSeq and is a predicted model, not a curated record.